UACAAACUUCAAAUGAUUGUUUCAGUUUGUUUAUGUUUUUUCUUUAACAAUUACAUUUUUUAUUCACUACUAUGAAAAGAUUCAGUUCAUCUAAGCAAAUAAAAGCGAUAAACAAAUAACAAUGGACGAAUCUGUGGGUGCCCACUAUGCUAUUCAAAUAGCAGUUCAAACUCUACGGGACAGAUGCAAGGCUUUGCAAAAACGAGUAGGUCUCCUCGAAGAGGAGAACAUUAUACUUCGAACAGCAUGUAGCAAGAACGAGGAGACUGAACGUUCCUUAACCGAGUUAGAUAUCCUCAAAGGACAAAUUAGUGAAAUAACUGAACAAAGAGACCAGCUGCAAGAACGUGUUAAAAUGGUUACGAACGAAAAUCAGGACCUUUGGACGAAAUUGGGAAAAUUGAUAAGCGUUAACAAGAAUUUAAACGAGCAAUUUAAUAAAAUUAAUGAGACAUUGAACCGUCAUACUAAUCCUCCAACUCUCAUAAGAUCUAAAACUUUCACCCAGAACAACCCGCUAUUGAAGCACUCGCCUCAAAAGAGCAAUCUUGAAGUGAACGAAAACCUUAGCUUGGAGUUGGAGAAUAUUUCUUUGAAAUUAAUGGACAGCUUCUCGAAGCAAAAACUGGAACUGGAAAAAAUGUGCUCUGAAAUCACAGAAAUGCAAUGUGAUGAUGAAAUUAUUACAGAAAACUAUGGGUUUUGCUUCGAUGAGAGCAUGGAAGAUGACGUUAAUGAAGAAUGUAACGGCGUUUUGGAGAAUUUAAAGGCGCUCCGAGAGGAAGUUCUAUUGCAAAAGAUGGCUCUGACUAAAAGUGUUACACAACUUGAAUGUUUAGCAUCUAUAAAAACAAUUCCUUGUAAAUUAUGUGAUAAAAGAAACAAAUCCAGAGUUGAAAAAACUACUUCGACUGACGAUAUACCGAAAAUCGGAAUGGAUAAAUGUACUGAAACAAAUCAUUCGCCUCAAGGCGAAGAUAGCUCAGUAAAGACGAGUUCGCUGGCACCAGAAAAUAUAGAAAAAAUUUGCCCCAUCUGCAGCCAGCUCUUCAAAAAGGAAGUCAAAUUCGAGGAAUUCCUAAAUCACGUGGAGGGGCAUUUCAUGUUUGAUGGCAGUGACUUUGAAAACGUCUUCAUAAAGUCUGCGAGUGAGUCAAGUUUUGUAGAUUGAAGUUGAAGGAAAGCGUAAUGAAGAUUUUAGAUCUAAUAGUAACAUUCGGAAUUCACUAUAAUUUUUACAUAUUAUUUAGGUUUGUUUAGAUAGAUUAUAAAUUAUGUUAUACUCAAAGUAAGUAAUAUAUUUCUUUAAUGAAACGUGUUUAAUGUAGAUAUUUCGAGAUUUUUGAAUAAGGAUAAAAAUAGGAUAAAAUAGGUAUCAGUUUAUUAGAGAUUGUAAGACAAACAAAAUUACAAGUAAACAACAGACAAUAUCGGUAAAAGAACUACAAAUUUACGUAGAGAGGAAAAGAAAACUUACAAAAAAUUUCUUAUAUUAUUCUUCAGGCUUUUGUAAACAAAUGGCUUAGCUGCAAAAAUACAAAAUUAUCUAAUUACGUUAAUAUUCAUACUAGAAUAAGUUUCUUUUGUUAGCACUUUAGGAUAUAUUUGUUUAUGUUUUUCAAUAAUACUAAAAAAUAAAAUGUAAAAUAAAAAGUAUACCUAACUUAACUUAUUCUUAAUACUUUAAAUAUCAAACGAAUGAUUUUAGUUUUAAAAAUACAUUAAAUAAUAAAAAAACCUACUCUUCAC
Molecule: messenger RNA, 1749 nt
Organism: Phyllotreta striolata
Lineage: Eukaryota; Metazoa; Arthropoda; Insecta; Coleoptera; Chrysomelidae
Source: the annotation of a GenBank genome assembly